Molecule: messenger RNA, 1536 nt
Organism: Mugil cephalus (flathead mullet)
Lineage: Eukaryota; Metazoa; Chordata; Actinopteri; Mugiliformes; Mugilidae
Gene: rab20
Product: RAB20, member RAS oncogene family
Exons: 2
Coding region: 224-1012 (262 amino acids)
Biological process (GO): intracellular protein transport
Cellular component (GO): endomembrane system
Molecular function (GO): GTP binding; GTPase activity
Source: RefSeq, a predicted model, not a curated record
CUCCGGGCGAAAAGCUGCUCUGGUCUUUAGCUCCUCACCUACUUCCUGUUUUACCUCCGUUACUUUUUGAAGUUCCGACGCUCGGCGGAUUUGACAAUGAGCCAGCGCCGGAUAGUCACGUUGUCACAAAUGAACUUUUCUUUUCGAGGAAUGUUUUUUUACCAGUUACACAUUUGCGUCUCUUCUACGCGUUAACGAGAAUUAAGACUCCAGCGUCAGCAUCAUGCACGACGUGUCGAAGAUGAAGAAGCCCGACGUCAAGGUUGUUCUCCUGGGGGACAUGAACGUGGGGAAGACGUCGCUGCUCCACAGGUACAUGGAGAGGAAGUUCAAAGACACCAUCAGCACCGUCGGAGGGGCGUUUUUCCUCAAACAGUGGGGACCUUACAAUAUCUCAAUAUGGGACACAGCUGGCCGGGAACAGUUCCACGGGUUGGGCUCCAUGUACUGUCGAGGUGCAGCCGCUGUCGUCCUCACGUACGACGUCACCAACUGGCAGAGCCUAGCUGAGCUGGAGGAGCGCUUCCUGUCCCUGACCGAUACAGCCAACCAUGACUGCAUCUACGCCAUCGUGGGCAACAAGGCGGACCUCACGGACCCUAAAGCCCACCUCUCCCAGGACUCAGACGCACAGUCUGAGAACAGAACUGAGUGCGAGGAGGAGAGGACAGAACCAGAGGUGCUUUCCGCUUGCCCCACGCCCCCAGCCUCCCCUACGUCCCUCUCCGUCGGGAUGCUUCGCAAGCAGGUGACGUACGAGGAUGCGGCGGGUCUCUACGGGAGAAUACUGCGCUAUAAGGGCCUGGAUGAAAACAGCAGCCUGCCCGCCGAGAAGAUGUGCUUCGAGACGAGCGCCAAGACGGGCUAUAACGUGGACGCUCUGUUCGAGACGCUGUUCGACCUGGUGCUGCCUUCCAUCCUGAGGAAGAGACAUCAGAACCAGGAGUCUCCUACAGUGGAUCUGGAGGAGUGCAGGGUCAGCAGCAAGCGGGGCAGGUCCUCCUGCUGCUAGCACGCUAAAGAGACGCAAAGAGGCUCACAGAUACAGGACUAUCAGGCCUGAACACCAGAUCUGUAUAAUGGUACUACCUUUUUUUUUUUUUUUUGCCUUGACUGCAGCCAAAAGCAUCAAAAACCUCCUGGCAGCACAUAGUACAUGUGUUCUUGAUGCUGUGGAGAUGAUGGUCCUCAGAAUAGAGCUCGUAGUGUUUUAAGUAUUUCUUUGUAAGGAAGGGACAUAACUAACUAUGUUUUCAAACCUCUAAUGACUGAAACUGCACUUGUGUCCCAAAGAAACCAAUCACUGCUAUUUGUAAGCGUUCCGCUACGAGAGUCCCAAGAAUUCAACAGCACUAAUUUUCAGCUUCGAGGCACAUUGCACAGUUGUUUAUUGUACUUACUUUGUUAAUCACGUUUCACUUUAAUGCUCUGUUACUAACUCUGACACCCAUGUCUGUGUUUUACCGGUACUUUUCCAUGUACCAUUUGUCGAAUUUUAAGCUUCUUGUUAUAAUAAAGAUUUUUUAUUUUGCAGUA